AUGCUUCCAGAUUUUCUGGCUGGGUCGUAUGAGAGGUACAAGCAGGACACUGCCCUCUUCACAACAUGGCUUGCAAAGGCGGCCGCUUCGUGUGGCUACAAGCCAGAAGCGACGAAGCGUCGACACUCCGAGCAACUUGGGCCAACAAAGCCUCAGGCACCGAUUGGGUGCUCAGAGAUCCCAAAGGCAGCAACUCCUGAGUCGGCUCUGCCACCGAUCGGUCGCCUGAAAGGCAAGGAACGGAAAGCCGUCAAGGAUGCCGCCGACAAAGCAAAGAAAGUAAAUGUUGACACUUCAGAAUCACAGGCGCCGUCCACUGUCAAAUACACUAUCACCACAGCGGAGUUGCUUCGUCAAGCAGAAGCUGUUACACAAUCUCACGAGACAUCACGCGUUCAGAUGCCCGCAAGCCUCCGAAGUGUUGUCGAGCGCGCUAUUGGAGCCCGUCAAAGAUGCUCUGAAUGGUUUCAGAAGUCUGGUGUGCAUAACAAAUACGCUGACAAGCAGCAUAUUCACUUUAUCGAAAUCCUGAAACAAUCCCUGAAGAUACUGGAGCCCUGUGUGGAAGCCGAAGGAUCUGCCCAAAAGCAUCGGAAGCACGACGAACCCUCGCUUGAAGGAACUGCUAGCGUUACAAACCGCUUCGCAGCGCUCAAGGUGGAAGAAAGCCCGGAUGUCGAUUCUGCGGAGUUCUCUGAAGUAGCUGCUGCGGUGAACGUGGCGCAAAAGACGAAGGCCUCGAAAGGUGAACCCGUGGUCGCCGUGUAUGAGCUCGAAGACGAGGACGAAUUUGAUGAAGAGUUGGCAUUCAUUAUCUUCUGCUUCUUCGAGGACCUUCAUCGCACACAAGAAUUUGUCAAUGAGCUGUGGUGCAAAUACAAAGCCAGGAAAUGUGACCUUCACACCGCGGCUAUAACAACAAAUGCUGCCUUCGACCUGGUACGGCAAGCUGAGGAAGACCUCAUUGCCCAAGCCCCAAAGGUCUUCAACAGAAAACGAUCUUGGGAUUCGAUUGCCAUCAUAGUCUUUUAUGCCGACGCCUUCCAACAGGGAGUUUGCCCUGAAGCUCGUCUGAACAGCAAUGAGAGCUUGCGAAUCACGCCCUUCGACGAUUUUAUUUAUCUGUCAACGGCACGGAUCUUGAUGAAAUUCACGUUCAUGGCCGAUCUCCCCAGAGACUGUGAGCUCUCAUAUCCUGUGCCUUGCCCCCCUCUAAGAUUUAGCUACAUUUCGCGGCCCGAUUUGCUUGGAACGCCGGAGAUGGACAAGAAAGAGCAGGAAGACUUGACUCUAUCAAGGUUUAUCAUUGAUAGGCAGCUAUGGAACACAUGGAGGGAAGCUGGGAGACAAGUAUUCACUCCACCACCUCUAGAGGACGAAUUCAGCGAAAGCCUCGAUAGGCUGACGAAGAAGGGUGUUCUCAGUGUCGCGCUGGUUUUUGAAGCUCAAGUCUUUCUUGAUAUUCAAGACAUCUUGGGGGACGAUGUGAAAAGAGGUCACCAAGACCUUUUGCGGACCACCAGUGAAAUCGAUAAGAUCAUGAACCUGAAAGCAGUCAACGGAGCGUGGGAUGUCGGAGGUACUGGCGAGCGGUGGCAUGAGAGGGACGUGGACGUCGUCAUGCGGAUCAAAAUGACAUCAAUGUAUUGGAUCCUCGAUACUCCUACAAAUGCAUUUCCAAAGCUCAAGGAGCACCAGAUUUCUAGGAGUGCUUCCGACAACGAAGAGCCUUUCCAAGACCUCAGGCCAGAUAGAUCGCCGCAGCAUGGACCUUCGCCGCAGCAGGCAGAUAUAUCUGAGGGUUCCGGGGCAGAGAGACUGCGAGCUUCCAUGACAAGGCCUCCCAAGAACCCGAAAUUCAGCAAUGUGUCAAUGAAUGUACAUCGAGUUCCCGAAGGUGCUGAUGUCCGUGACCCCGAAUUCCACCAGCAGUUGAGAAAACAAUUGGUGGACGCAGGUAAAUUACCAGAUGAGGGACCCGUAGACCCGAAACAUGAGGAGACCGCGAGAAAGCUGAACAUAAAGCCGAUCCAGCCAUCAGAAGAUCUUAACUUUCUGCUUACAACGAAUCCAAUCUACUGCGGACUAGUGUCGUUCAGUAUGCUCACGGACUUCGAAGCCUCUGGCAUUAGUCUUUGCAACUGGCACAAGAGCAUAUGGCCUACCGCGCAUCUUUACAAUGCAUUGCGACAAACGUCCAGCAUCUCGAAGACUUGGCCAGAGAUGGAAGAGCUGAUCGACUUGCACAUGGACGCUUUGUUUGCCGGUUAUCUUCCUCUAUCAGCCUACGAGUUCUUCAUUCGUUUCGCUCUGGCCUUGGGCUUAUCGACGAGCAAUUUCUCUCGAAAUCCUAGAAACCGUACCAACAAUGAUAGAAUACGAAUCCGGCAAGGAGCCAACGGGACCAAAUUGAAGGUCACCGAGAUGUCAAGCAUCUUUCGCCAAUACUUCGAGAAGAAGUCAUCCCUGGAGAUCUGUCUAGUAAAGCUGGACAGCCUUAUUAGGAACCCAGGACCGAGAGCCUCAAGGAAAGAACGGGAUGCGUGGAAGCGACCUCUCACGAAUCUGCAGUUUCUUGCCAUGUUGGAGGCCAAUCUGCCCCGAGUCACUCAGCGCCUACAAUUCGACUACGUCACCCUGACCAAGCAAUGUGCCAAGCUGCUGAAGACCAUUCGUCAGCAACUGGAGUUACAAGUCCAGAUUGCUUACCCGAGGGUACCCACCGAGGACAGCGCUGAUCAGACAUUGACUUGGGUAGUGAUGCAAUUAUUGGAGGAGAACAACGAGCUGGCAUCAAUUCGUGAGAGCGCCCCACGAGGCGCGCCGGCUCCCAUGAUCGGGCCACAACUCAAAGUCGCAGCGGAGGAAAUGCAGAAAUUUCUUGGUACUUACAGGCCACAAGAUCUCAUCUUUAACUUCAAUGCUCUUCCCCGCCCCGCCCGAGCACCAUCUGGGCUCGUGCCAAACCACUGGAACAUCUCCAUCCGACACGUUACACUCUCUCCUCCCGGCGAUCUCGUCCUCAUUGUGCAGCCCAACAGUCAAUUUGUGCACACCGAGGGCCCAAUUCAAAUUGUCGAAGGGCAGAUUCCGGGACACUCAUUGAAUCCGAAGAGUCUAGUAACACUGCAGACUAUCGCUAGGCUUAUCAUGAAGUCUUUUGUCGAAGGCAUGAGCGGACCCAGUAUUGUUGCGGCCUCGGCACCUUGGUCCUGGGCUACGAAUGACCCGAACUUUGCCCGUCGAAUCAUGAAAGUGAUGACAGACAUGGGGGUUCGAGAAGAUUUGUUAAAUAUGGUGGUAGCAGAUACGAAUGAACUUGCAAGCUGCGAUGAAGCCUGGGAUAGGUUGAGUCGGCAACUGACAGGGUUGGUGAGGGGAGUCAUCUUGUUGGAAGACGUCUCCUGUUUCGGAUGUCAUAAGUUCAGCUUGAGCUUCCGGUCUGGUAAUGGGGGACAAGAGAUUGUUUUAGGAACAAAGGCUCCUACCCAUCUAGAUAGACUGGGCCAUGCGUUGUUAGGACUCCAGUACUGGCGUGAAGAGCGGCGAGACACCGCGUGA
Molecule: messenger RNA, 3561 nt
Organism: Letharia columbiana
Lineage: Eukaryota; Fungi; Ascomycota; Lecanoromycetes; Lecanorales; Parmeliaceae
Exons: 4
Coding region: 1-3561 (1186 amino acids)
Source: RefSeq, a predicted model, not a curated record